GCCACAAACUUGUCGCACCACUUCUCCACUCAUGUUAGCUAGUUUGUGCAAUCUGUACAGUGUUUGUUCUGCGCACCGCCGUACCCACUUCCGGUACGCGUCAUGCCUUAUAAAACCACCAUUCUCACGGCAGCUGCUGAACUUUGCUUCCGCUAUAGAGUGUAUUUUCAGUGUGAAUGAUUCCGUCGCUCCCGGUGGUAUCAUGCAUUGGCGGUACUGCGAAUUGUUGGCUGGAGCAGCAGCAAAUCUUGCCACCGUUUCACUAGGCUGUGGUAUAGCGUGGCCGUCCCCAGUGUUCCAGAAGCUAACCGAACCUACCCUACGCGACAAUCCGUUCGGUGCGGUGCUAACCGAGUACGAUCGGACGUUGUCCGAAGCGGCACUAACUAUUGGCGGUCUGGCCGGUCCAUUGCUGGCGUGCUGGAUUACGAAACACAAAGGACCACGGAUUGCACUGCUACUCAGUAGUGUCCUAUACAUUCCCGCCUGGCUAAUGCUGAUGAUCGUUGGCUCGGUAUCGCUGCUGAUUGUGGCCCGCACAAUCAUCGGAAUGGCAAACGGGUACGUACUGCUGGCGGUGACGCUCUACAUCGGAGAAAUCGCCAGCGAUCGAUACCGCGGUGCGCUUGGAUGCUUUAUCCAGAUCGGUACAACGCUCGGCGUGUUGAUCGUGUACUGUGCGGGACCGUUUGUCAGCUACCUUGCCCUGCAGGCGAUCUGUUGCGCAGUGCCGAUACUGUUCGGUACACUGUUUCUGUACAUGCCCGAAACGCCCCACUACCUCGUACAGUGUGGACAUGGGCAACGUGCAGUGGAAGCGCUCAUGUUCCUGCGGGGAGCUCGUCACGCCGAUGAGGUGCAGUGCGAGCUGGACGAGAUAAGGGAGUACGUCAGAAGGCGUGACGCGGAUGAUGGUACACCAGCACGAACAGUUCAUCAUUUGAAGCACCUGUUCGUGCACGCCGGAAACCGUAAGGCACUGCUGAUCAGCUUCGGAUUGGUCUUGUUUCAACAGUGUUCCGGCAUCGACGUUAUCCUGGCGAACAGUGAGGUACUGUUUGUCGAAUCGAACGCUUCGCUCGGACCCAUCUACGGCACAGCUGUGCUGGGUGUGUUACAAUUCCUGUCCAGCUGCAUUACACCCUUCUUUAUCGAUCGUACCGGCCGCCGUCCAAUGCUUCUCGCAUCGUCGAUCGGGCUGGCGAUCGCACUGGCAACGCUCGGUGCGUACUUCACGCUGAACCGGUACGCCGUACCGGUGGGACCUAUCCGCUGGCUGCCACUCACUUCGCUGGUGGGCUUCGUAGCCAUCUAUAACGCCGGCUUUGGACCGGUUGCUUGGGCCAUUGUGAUGGAGAUCUUCGCCCACGAGCUGAAACCGAUCGGCGUGACGCUGUGCGUGCUCGGCUCGGUGUUGUUCGAUUACACCAUUCUGCAGCUAAUCACCGCGCUUAUCCAGACGGCCGGGCUGGAUUGCGCGUUCUGGAUGCUGGCCGGCAUCUGUGUCGCGGCCGGGACGUUCUGCUGGAGGAUCGUGCUGGAAACGCGCGGCUUGAAACUGGUCGAGAUUCAGCAGCAGCUUAGCGGUACCAAGGUGAUGCGGUUAUGAAAUCGCUGUACAACGGUGCCCACCCGCCCCGCAGAUGUGUGCUUCACAUUGACAUUGCGGGGCGUGUUUGUAGGGCGCAACGAGCGCACUGAUAAGUACUACGCUGUUUUCCCUCCUUGGUUCGUUAUGAAAACAAUGCCACACACUGUACCGGACUAGAAACGCUUGUGGACAUAGCGUCGUCACCCCGUCCGCGGGAAGACAAUGUUGUGCUGGUGUGUGCUUCGAGCGGUUUGUUUGUUUUCUGCCACCGACUCGUCAUUUGGCCCCCUCUUCGGUUGGCGGGGUUUUGGGCGGGCGCAGGGGUUCGUCCCGAAAACGUUGGUGUGAUAAUGCGAGAACGUGAUGUGUGCAUUAGGUGUGCAGGUGAAAGAGGCCGCGGCUACUACCGCCAUGUUGCAUGGCAUCCUUUCGGAGGAAUGCAGUGUGUGCUGGUAAACAUUACGCAAGGGUUGAGGCGUUGUUGAUGCAUUGUUGGGGCUUCCACGUGCUUGUGAUUGCGUGAGUGUGCGCGCGCCAUCUCGCCUGCGAACCAGUUGUCUGAUAAGACGUUUGUAGAUGCAUCCGUAAAGCAUUCUUAAUCGGCUGAUAGCAGCUGCAGCGAUGCGGAAUGACAUCUGGCGUACAGUAAUAAUAUGCUGAUAAUGCGCGAUCCAGUGACAACUGUUCUAAUUGAUUUGACUGUCUGUCUUGAAAGCGACCGUUGCGGUUGCUUUGAUUAAUAGUUUAUAACAGUCCCGAAUGAGAGAAUACACUUCCUGUUUAUACCUAAUUGAAAUCGCAGGCAGUGGGCCUUUGAUGCUCUUUCUUUUGUGCGUCGUUUUGUGCUGAACGUUUGAAUUGCAUCCUUUGUCCUAACGCAGGAGAAAUGACCUUUUAAGAGGCGGGACUAGAGAAGAAUCAAUGAAUAAGCAAUGUAAAAGAUUCUUUGUUUUUCCAUCACCGAUCAGCACAAUGUAAAUGAAUAAUAAGAAUACUAUUUAAAAGAAAUCAAGAAUACUACAAUGGCUUUUGUUUUAUUCACUAAGGUGAGACUUUUUUCCUUUGUUUUUAAAUUAUCAUGAGGGUUGAUUAUGUAUCAAUAGUUGUCAAUACAUUUUGAAGUUAAUUAUUGGUGUAACAUAAUAAAUCUUACAACACAGAAGACGUAGUACAUUCGAAUGGUCUUCCCGUA
Molecule: messenger RNA, 2783 nt
Organism: Anopheles gambiae (African malaria mosquito)
Lineage: Eukaryota; Metazoa; Arthropoda; Insecta; Diptera; Culicidae
Product: facilitated trehalose transporter Tret1-2 homolog
Exons: 2
Coding region: 32-1609 (525 amino acids)
Biological process (GO): transmembrane transport
Cellular component (GO): membrane
Molecular function (GO): transmembrane transporter activity
Source: RefSeq, a predicted model, not a curated record